Messenger RNA from Penicillium cinerascens, 699 nucleotides. RefSeq lists its product as uncharacterized. The coding region runs from base 1 to 699 and encodes 232 amino acids. The transcript has a single exon. The record is from RefSeq and is a predicted model, not a curated record. Lineage: Eukaryota; Fungi; Ascomycota; Eurotiomycetes; Eurotiales; Aspergillaceae.
AUGUCGUCAGCAUACCGUCCUUCUUCGUGGCUGGUCGCAUUUUCCAAAAACAAGGAAUAUUGCGACCCGCGCUCAUUUGAAGUCCACCGGACCGUCGACAACGCGUUUCCCAUUCAGCCAAAUCAUAACGCCCCGGGCGCCGUCUCCGAGUGGAAUCGGGCAACAGCAAAGUCUAUGUCAAUAACGGGCUUUGACCCGCUGCCCUCCGACCCAGUCGACGAUUCAGACAGCAAAACAACCAGAGAGCGAUUUUACGAGCGAUGUCCGUCCUCCGACCAGGAGUUCGAACCUCUUCAAUUGGAGGCCAUUCCCCCACUGCCCGUAAAGUGCCCGGACAAUUCUCUGUUCAGCCUGCGGACUCAAAUCCAACAGAACUCCGUUCUUUAUUACGACAUACCCUCGCUCGCCCAAGAGCAGUCUCAAACACGCUCGAGUAUCUCAAGCGACUCGACUACUCAAGAGACGCAAUAUUGCAAUUUUGGCAAGUUUCAGGACACUUCAUUCCCGGCGCACGUUGGAAAUGGGCUUUCUUCCCAAGUUGGUCCGGUCGCCGACUCGUUCGAUGCGUCCUCGGACGGUACCCUCGUGGAAAAGACGGGGGUGGGGAAAUUCAUUGCGAAGGUUGUGAAGAAGACUGCAGGUGCCAAAAAAUUGUGUUUAAGGGCACGGAGCAGGCAGCAUGAUCAAAGCGCUCUGUAA